CAUGACUUGAAAGUUUAGAAGAUGAAUUGCUUGAUCUUGGCAAUAUCAUAAUAUUGAGGAGUGCAAGAUAGUUAUUUUGAUGUGUCAAUAAUAUCUACCAAAACUAGUUUAGCAACCAAUAAUCAAUGAUCACAUAGAUGAAUCGUACCGUGAUUUUUUUUCUUUAAGAAAUAGCUAACGAUUUAAGAACUCUUAUUUUCUUCAUGUGCACUAUGAAGCAAUAGGCUAAAAUAAGAGCGUUAUAAAGAAAACUUAAUUGGUAUCAUCAAAGUUAAACCGCAUAGUGAAUAGUUUUUUUUUUUUUUUUUUUUUUUUUCGCAUUGAUCACUGGUAACACAUUCAAAUGAAGGAGUAUGAACUUAAUUAUCAUAAAUAAUAAAAUAUGGAAAUAUGAAUUCCUCGAAGGCGUUGACUAAUAUAGUUAAAUACAAUUCUAGUUGCAUCUUAUCCUCCUUGAAACAUCUGAAAUAAAGCAAAAGUAAAUGGCUGCAAUCACCAAGUUAUACACUUUGUGCUCUCUUCUAAUGGCAUCACUAUUUGCUUAUUCUGCAUCUGUGCAGCUAAAUGACCCUGAUUGGUACUUUUGGUUUCCCCUCUACCUUGGUGCUUGUGUUGUUAAUCUGGUGAUUUGGGCUGUCUCAUCCAAAGCAAUCAAACAAGUUGCUGAGGCUGCACUAUGGCUUGGAAUAUUUUUGUUCGUCAAAGUCACAGCUGAAAGUGCUUCUGGGUUCUUGUCUCUGGAUUUAAGUGAGAGAGUUAUUAGGGAAAAAGUAGGAAGUGGGUUGGUAAUAAUCUCCAUGCUUUUGCAAUUGGCAGCAUCAAAAUCUUCAUCAGCAAAAGCUCUCCCACAACAAAGUUAUUAUCCAACAUCUGUUAAAUAUGGAAUGGCAGUUUUGGUGGGAUUCAGUUUUGGACUGCCCUUUGUCUUCUUUGUGGUCCAAAAGGUGAAAUGAAGUUGUGAUAUAAAACACACAGAAGCAAAGCAUCAAAGCGUGAAACUACAUGGAAUCUCUGCUGGUGAUUUUGUCUGGUUUUUGUUUGUUCAAGAAAGUAGUCAAUGCCAUAUUUUUGCCUGUUUUUCGUAGCAGAAGCCAUAACCGCGGCAAAUUCUAACAUGUAACCGAUUGUAUAAGAUAUAAUUCAGAUAAUUUUUAACGUUAUUGGCAUCAAUGUUUUAAGAAUUUGUUUGAGAUUGCUUCUUAAAGGCCUUCUAACCGUCAAAUCAUAUUUGACUGCAUUAACUAAGCGCUUAGGCCAUCUAGGCGGGCCUUGUAAGCACAUGCUCAUAUGCUUUUUCAAGAAGCACUUGAAUUUUUAACAAAAAUUUCAAGUGUAAUCCCAAACAAGCCAAAAACUUUCAAUCAGAACUGCAGCUAUAGCUAACAAAAGUGAGAAGGAAAUUUAGUUUUAACGUCUCAAAUUUGCAUCUCUCGCUCUUACACCAAAUCAUAUUCUUGUAUAUUGUCGCACGAGGACAAUACAUUAUGCAACUGCAGUAAAGGAACUAAUGAGAAUAAUCGAAGAAGCUGGGAUCGUUGAGCAAAAGUAGAAAAACCAUAAUUUCAACAAAUAGGAAAUAUAUAUGAAUUGGCCAUUUAAGCAUUCCAUCACUACAAAACCUAAGAACUUCUACCAGAAAAUAAAAAUAAAAAUAAAAAAAGGAAAAAAAACAUCUACAGUUAGCUAAUCCAAAACGGCUACAGGAUCAACGAAAGUAAACAAAAAAAAAAACUGAAACAAAGGAAAACGGUGAAGUUUUGUCAUCCUCAAUUCUUUAACGAACUACUAAAGAAAAAAUAUCGGUACAAUCUACCUGCGGUAAAGAUCACACACGGUAUUGGAGCGGAUUGAAAGCUGAAUAAACCCUU
Messenger RNA from Pyrus x bretschneideri (Chinese white pear), 1868 nucleotides. RefSeq lists its product as uncharacterized. The transcript has 3 exons. Bases 483 to 953 code for a protein of 156 amino acids. The record is from RefSeq and is a predicted model, not a curated record. NCBI's taxonomy places the organism in Eukaryota, Viridiplantae, Streptophyta, Magnoliopsida, Rosales, Rosaceae.